CUUCAAUCAAAUUUAUUGUCAAAUUUUUCUAUAUAAAUAAAUUCAGAACGUGUUAACGCAAGUUUUCUUAAACAUGGCAAAACUACUGAUUUUGUUAUUCAUUUGUGUUGUAGCAUGCUGGGGCAAAAAAUUACCGUCGUAUAUUACAAAAUGCAAAUUUCACGAUCCUUCGAUGACGAAAUGCAUGAAAGACAACAUACCUAACAUAAAACCACAUCUAAAAGAAGGCAUCAAGGAAUUAAGCGUUCCGCCGUUAGUUCCAUUCCACUUAGCCGAACUCGUAAUAGAAGCGACUAAAGAUCUUGUAAUCAAAUUAUCAGACUUAGAUGUCUUUGAUUUGGAUUCAUUUGAUGUCAGGGAAAUGAUUUCAGUCCCCGAAGAAUUUCUUGGUAAACUAGAUUUAUACUUUGAAAAAAUUCAAAUCAUUGGAACCUAUGACAUCGACGGAAAAAUUCUUAUCCUGCCAAUCAAAGGACAUGGUCCCGCCAAUAUCACACUGUAUCAAUUUUUGGUACAUUACGAAUACAUCUAUCGUCCUGUCGAGAUCAACGGCAAGCCACACUUACAACUCACAAACGGAGAUUUUCAAUUUCGCGCUGGCAAAAUUUCUCUACAAUUGGAUAAUUUAUUCAACGGUGAUAAAGCUCUCGGAGAACAAGUGAAUGCUUUCCUGAAUGAAAACUGGAAAGAAAUUGAAGAUAUACUGCGACCGUCAAUCACUGAAACAGUCAAAAGUAUCAUCGAUGUGAUUUUUAAUUCAAUCACAAACAAUGUCGCAUUGGAAGAUUUGUUUGCUCUUUAAACAAUUAAAUUUUUUAAUAGUUUUGUUUAAAUAAUAAAUAAUCGGUUAUAGACUU
This is a messenger RNA of Dalotia coriaria, 857 nucleotides long. Its product is annotated as protein takeout-like. The transcript has 4 exons. The record is from RefSeq and is a predicted model, not a curated record. Bases 74 to 802 code for a protein of 242 amino acids. Lineage: Eukaryota; Metazoa; Arthropoda; Insecta; Coleoptera; Staphylinidae.